Messenger RNA from Acytostelium subglobosum LB1, 477 nucleotides. RefSeq lists its product as hypothetical. NCBI's taxonomy places the organism in Eukaryota, Evosea, Eumycetozoa, Acytosteliales, Acytosteliaceae. The transcript is spliced from 2 exons. Bases 1 to 477 code for a protein of 158 amino acids. The record is from RefSeq and is a predicted model, not a curated record.
AUGUACAGUGUCUACCCACUGCCAGGCAACGUCAUCCAAGCACUCAAUGAGAGGAUCAACAGCACAGAUCCAGAUCACUGCAGCUCUAUCCCCGAAGGCACAUUAGGAUACGAUAUGUUUGCGCAGGAGGCAAUGGAGAGACUGAGAUAUCAACCAGUCAAACUCACCGAUAAAUGUGCCGCCAGCAUCGCCACUUACAUCUGUACAAAGGCAUUCAGAAGCCCAUAUCCAAACGUCUUGCCAUUCUGCUCAGAUGUCUGCACAGCUCUGUACAAUGAUUAUACAUGUGGAGGAUAUACCAACUUCACUACUGAGGUGUUUGGACAUCCUUUCACCUAUAUCCCUGCGACUUAUGAGGAGUGCAUCAAGGGUAGUGUCUCAGGCAGCAACUGCACCGCACUGAGUAUGACUGCUCAGCUCAUUGGUUGGCAGUGGGUUGGUCCAGAUGGCGAGUCUGGCAUCGACAUUGACUUGUGA